GUAUACUGUAAAUAGAAGAAAAUGAAUCGCCAACGCGAAUGCCACAAACUACACAUGUAAAUUGUAAAUGGUGUGCGCGGGAAACACAAACUGCAGGCGCAACAGCAACAGCACGCACCAACCACAACAGACGUCCAAUUGCAAUUCGCAGCACUUCGAUGAGUUAAUAUUAAGAAAUAAAAGUGGAAACAUUAGUGGUAGAACAAGUGAAAGUGAAUUCAGUGCGCUAGUGGCACACCAAUAAUGGAACAGGUCGAUUCCACUGCAACUGAGCUGCACAUAAGCAGGAUACGUGAAGUGAAAGACUUGGCCGACGAUGUGCGCGAUGUUGUGAAAGAAGAGGUGAUAUUAGAAAGCCCGGGCCAUCACCAUCAUCAUCAUCACCACCAGUUGGAUUCUAAGGUUCGCAUGGUCACAUCCUCCUCAAACGACAACAGCGGCAGCGGCUCCGGUGGUGGAGCAGGAGGAGGCGGUGUUGUCUCUGUGCCAGUUUCACUGCCCAUCGGAUCAAUGAUAACCGGCACCACCUUUAAUGUGAUUACGCCCGAUCAGCUCCCCACCCACUUCAAGCCGAUGCUGUGCGUCGACAACAAUGGCUACCUUUCCGGUGGCACGGUCAGCAUGGGCAACGACCUCAAGACGAUCGUCAUCCAGCAGCAGCAGACACAGGCCAGCGGCGGAGGAGGGGGCUCCAACAGUGCUGGAGCCAACACAAAUGCCACCAACACACUUGGACUGAAUCAUGACGGCUCUGGGAGCAGGGCCCCCAGCGAGGACAGUCUUGUCCUCGAGCAUGCGGGUGGCGGUGGUCAACCAACGGGCUCCACCGGCUGGGCAGAGAACACAUCAACCCAACACAUGGAGGUCUUCCAGAUCCGUUGUAAAACCACCUGCGCCGAACUAUAUCGCAGCAAACUGGGAUCUGGCGGCCGUGGGCGCUGCGUCAAGUACAAGGAGAAGUGGCACACGCCUAGCGAGUUCGAGAAUGUGUGCGGCCGGGGCUCGAGCAAAGACUGGAAGCGCUCCAUCAAGUACGGUGGCAAGUCGCUACAAUCGCUCAUCGACGAGGGCACACUCACGCCCCAUGCAACUAACUGCAGCUGCACCGUCUGCUGCGACGAUGAAGCAGGUGAGUCAGCAUCCGGUCCUGUACGUCUAUUCACACCGUACAAGCGACGAAAGCGAAAUCAAACGGAUCUCGAUAUGGAGCCUGGUCCCAAGCGCAAGCGUAAUACCCAUCAUAGCAACAACAAUAAUAAUAGCAACACUAACAACAAUAACAACAAUACGAGCGGUAACAGCGCCAACAACAAUAUAGAUAUGUCGGCGGCCAAUGCGGCUGCUGCUGUGGCGGCAACCUCCACCGUUGUGGAUGAGAACAUGUUUUUGGCCGAGGAGAACAUCACGUCUAAGGAUGAGCCGUGGGCGGCGCUAAACGACAGCCUAGACACCUCCACCGAGCUGGUUGACCAAUCGCAAAUGGGCAAUGCCUACGAGCGUGAAACGUUCGUGGUGAACAUCAAUGAUGGGGCCUCCAUUGCCGUCCUGGACAACAGUCAAUCGAUGAAGAACAUCGAGCAUGUCUACUGCACCAUGGUCAAGGCAACCAAUGACUUUAAGCGUCUGCUCAACGAAAUGAAGCAGUCGUACGAGCGUCGCAUCGAGGUUUUGCAAAAGGAGCGCGAUGCGGCGGUCAGUGCGAUGCGCGUACAGGUUCACGCGGACAUCGAUGAUCCAAAUAUAUCUGGCUCCCUGCACGGAAAUGAGAUCAUAUCGGCCAAAAAGUGCGCCAACUGUAACCGCGAGGCAUUGGCUGAAUGCUCGCUGUGCCGGAAGACGCCGUACUGCUCGGAGUUUUGCCAGCGCAAGGAUUGGAAUGCUCAUCAGGUGGAGUGCACAAGGAAUCCGCAAGCGACAACGCAGCAGGUCAUGCUGUUGAUCGAUGAUCAGUCCUAAGCAACCUAACGAAAUGUACAUACAAAUUUUACUACUAAUAAUACGAAUAUACAAAGUUCCCCCUUUUCCUAUACCUCCCUAUUGUCCCAAUCCCUUACCCACACUUCGAAGCCCAUUAGCAAGCCUCUAUCCUUUUAGACUUAUGUCCUACAUUAAUGUAAUUCUUAACGUACAUAUAACUAUAUAAAUAUAUAUAUGUAUUGAUAUAUA
Molecule: messenger RNA, 2166 nt
Organism: Drosophila persimilis
Lineage: Eukaryota; Metazoa; Arthropoda; Insecta; Diptera; Drosophilidae
Gene: Deaf1
Product: deformed epidermal autoregulatory factor 1
Exons: 4
Coding region: 244-1956 (570 amino acids)
Biological process (GO): regulation of transcription by RNA polymerase II
Cellular component (GO): nucleus
Molecular function (GO): DNA-binding transcription factor activity, RNA polymerase II-specific; DNA binding
Source: RefSeq, a predicted model, not a curated record